Messenger RNA from Micropterus salmoides (largemouth bass), 4189 nucleotides. It is a transcript of the gene ccdc80, whose product is annotated as coiled-coil domain containing 80. The record is from RefSeq and is a predicted model, not a curated record. Lineage: Eukaryota; Metazoa; Chordata; Actinopteri; Centrarchiformes; Centrarchidae.
AGGGGGGCAAAAUGUUUUACUUUUCUUACAUAUUUUCAAAUGUAGGCUGCUUUUAGUUUGCUAAUAUGUUGUGCUUUAGUGAAACCUAAAACUAUCCUUGCGCGGGGACAGAAACUUUAUAUCUCUGUUGAAAUGGGUGCUGCAGACUGAACUGGCAAACGACAGCCCCGGGGCAGGUCCUGCCAUUGCGUCGCCAAGAGUCCGGAGGCUGAGGUUUGUGUGGACAUUUCUGGGAAAGCCUCCAGCACUCAGUUUUGCCAAGGAGAACCUGGGCAGAAGCACAGGCGCGUUUUCCUGUACAGACUCAGCGCAGGUUUCCAGCGAGGUUCAGACUGUGCGAAUUUCUUGCAUUUUGUCGGAGGUUCCCCCUUCCUGCGCCCAGAAGAUCAACCCAGCGUUUAGUGGAGAUAAACAAUGCCCGAGGAUUAUUUGGAUAAAUUAAGUUAUUAGGAUGUAAACGUAAGCGUGAGUGUAUUUUGGAGUCCAAAACUUUUCGCCGAAAGACUUUAUUCGUUUUCUUUGGGGGCUGAGGAAUUGUUUCAAAGUUGUGGAUGUUUGUGUAACAGAGAUUAUCUAGGCUAUACUUCUAAACUCCUUGGAUUAUACUUGUAAACGGAAGUGAUGCUGAGAUGAAGUUCUGGAUAUAACUAUUUACGCACAACAAACUCUUCUCUUAUUCGCCUUGUCUGUCACUGAGGUGGAUUUCCUUAGCAGAAGGCACUUUCUGGAGCCGACCGCUGUUUAUUAUUAUGUGCCGAUCCUGCUGUAUGUACACUGUAUAUCUUCAUCUGCAAUUAAUUGAUUAAACGUCAAAUGCACUAAAGACGCGUCAGGAUCACGGCUCCACCACUGGAUCGUUAGCUUUCCCUCAGUGAGUGUUUAGCCUACUUUAUCUGACAUCUCGCCAGAAUGCAGAGGGCUUUUGUUCUCAGUUUAGCUUUGAUAUAUCUGCUAACCUGGACAGGCGAAGCAGACAAACAGACUCACCUCAAGCGGGUGCAGUUUCAAAGACGCGCAAGACAGGGACGUGCCCAGCUGGGCGCAACGGACAAGGAGAGUCUAGUCGGACGUUUUCGCCCCGGGUUUGGCUCGGCAAUCUCGGUGCACAGCUCCAGGAACGGGGAAGGUGUGCAGGCUGACGAGGUUGUUCCAGUUUCCGCCAGGACAGGCACUGUGCAGGAAAAGAGAGCAGGAGGUGGCGUUCCUGUGCCAAGUAGAGGGGUGGCCGGACAGAUUGGCUUACCUCCUCAACCCAACACGCUGCAAGAUGAGGGCACUCCAGGAGCGAGAGCCAGGGUCGCCCGGAUGCCCAGCAGCGCCGGGUCACCAAAUCUGCUGGCCAGUUUCGCGGGGAAGAACCGCGUCCUGGUGAUCUCGGCGCCCCAUGAUUCAGACGGAUAUUUCCGACUGAUGAUGUCUCUUCUGAAACCAGAUGUGUACUGCGAGCUCGCCGAGCGACAUGUCCACCAGGUUGUCAUGUUUCAUCAGGAGGGAGAGAUGGGGGGCAAGGUGAGGAGGAUCACCACAGAGGGGAAGGUUAUGGAGGAGCCUCUGGACACAGCACUCAUCCCCAGACUCAUGAGCUUCCUUAAACUGGAGAAAGGUAAGUUUGGGAUGGUGUUGCUGAAGAAGACCCUGCAGGUGGAAGAGCGGUACCCCUACCCGGUGAGGCUGGAGGCCAUGUAUGAGGUGAUUGACCAGUCACCCAUGAGGAAGCUGGAGAAGCUCAGACAGAAAGGCUUCGUCCAGAAGUGUAGAGAAGCAGGUGUGGAGGGCCAGGUGGAGGAAGGCACACUCACAGUAGAUACACCAGUAGAAAGAAAACCAGGGAAGAAGAUCUUCAGAAAGCCCACAACAACAACCACAGCUGCCACCACCACAACGACAACUAUGCGACCAACCACGACUACAACUACUACAACCCGGCCCCCCACUACCACCACCACAACCAGAGCAACAACAACAACAACAACAACAACAACCACCAAACCCGCCAUAAGAAGAACCACUACAACCACCACGAAACGACCCACCACCACCACAACUACCACUACCCAGAGAUCAACCAGAUCCCCUACCACAGCCCAAUGGCUCCCAGCCCCCAGAACCACUGCUGAUCCUUAUUACUAUAACCGCAGAGAGAGGGAGAGGUACCCGGCUAAAACCACCCCGGCUGGAGAUAACCGCACUGACAAGGACAACAGAGAUCCGCACAGCCGCAAGCUGGUACCUGCCACACAUAAACCCUCCAAGAUCAAACCCACUAAGAGGAAGAACGGCGGAGAGAAGGUGUUGACUAAUGAGUACGAGGACAAGUUUGUAGCCGGCAAACCAACAGUCAGUGAUCCAGGGGAGACAGAAACCUUCACUGACAUCAGUCCAACCAAGAAGGUGAAGGGCAAGCACGACAAGAAGAAGAAAAAGAAUGACAAGGCUGCCAAGAAAGCGGACAGGAGAGGAGUAAAAAUCGGGGGAAAGAAAAAUGGAAAGAAGCUGUUAAAGUACCCUGAGAAAGAGGACUUCCCAAAGCCCACUAAGAAGCCAACACCCCCACCAAAAGGAUCUCUGGCCUCCUUCUUGGACUACUUUGAGAACAGGAGGCGGCUGCUGCUGAUUACAUCCCCCAGUGAGGAGAACAGUAUGUAUGUUCAGCAGAGGGACGAGUACCUCGAGUCUGUGUGUGAAAUGGCCAUCAGGAAAGUUUCCAUCAUCACCAUCUUUGGCUCCCUGACCAACUCCACCAUGAAAAUUGACCAUUACCAGCUGGAAAAUGACAAGCCUAUGAAGGGUCUUCGUCAGGAGGACUUAGUGAACCAGGAUCUGAUCACAGAGCUGAGGAAAGAGUUUAGCAUGACACAUGAUGACUUCUACAUGGUCCUCACUGACGGCGACAUGAAAGUCAAGCAAGCCUAUGAGGUUCCCAUCGCCAUGAAGGCCGUAUUUGACAUUGACACCUUCUCCUCCCGCAUCCGAGAGAUGGAGCAGCAGAAGAGAGACGGGGUUGUCUGUAAGAAAGAGGACAAGCCCAGAUCAUUGGAGAAUUUCCUUUCCAGGUUCCGUUGGAGACGUCGCCUGUUCAUCAUCUCUGCCCCCAACGACGAGGAGUGGGCCUAUCAGCAGCAGCUCUACGCCCUGACCAGCCAGGCCUGCAACCUUGGUCUGAGGCACAUCGCCAUUCUGAAGUUGGUCGGUACGGAGCUGGUGGAUAUGGGCGGAGUGUUGGAACUCUAUCCCAUCAAUGGGAGUGCUACUGUGGAGCGUGAAGGGCUGUCAGCCACCCUGGUGAAGGACAUGAGGAACUACUUUCAGAUCAGCCCAGAAUACUUCUCCAUGCUGCUAGUAGGGAAGGACGGCAAUGUAAAGUCCUGGUAUCCUUCACCCAUGUGGUCCAUGGCUAUUAUCUAUGACCUGGUAGACUCUAUGCAGCUUCGCAGACAAGAAAUGGCCAUCCAGCAGUCACUGGGCAUGCGCUGUCCUGAGGACGAGUAUGGUGGUUAUGGCUACCAUCAGCAUGGAUACGAACAUGGCUACCAGGACGGCUAUCACCAGGGCUAUUCUUACUAACUCCGCCCUCUGCCUUGCAGCUGGUGCUUGGCAGUAUCAGCCCUCUUCCAUUCACCCAUAACCUUUUUUAAUCUCUCCUACAAUCCUCCACCAGGCAGUUAGCUCAAACGGAGUGAGGUCCUUGAAUGUUUUGUAGCACUUAGUGAAAGCCUCAAAACGGUUGCUUUCACCUAUCCAGUUCUUUGAUAUAUAUAUAGCAUAGUAUGCUGCAAGUAAUGGUAAUUUGCAAGGGGCUUUAAUCAGAGCUGGUUAGUCAAUAAAUGUGUAGAUUAGCCUGGAUGUUCAGGGAUCUCUUAUGUACUUAGUUUUUGUUUAAUGGAUUUGUCUUUUCUGACUUCAAACAAAGAGUGUUUUGCACGUUAUUAGGUGUCUCCUUCACUUGCAUUCCAGAUCAAAUUUACAUAUCUGUGUUAUGAGAACAAACCUUUAUUUUGUAGAUAAUGGGCUAAAAGAAGACAUUUGUAUUUAUUGGACAUCUGUUGCAUUUGAGGUGCAUUUAUUGAUUAUUUUAUGAAAAUAAACUGUCUGAUUAUUUCUCUUUUGUAAAGUUUCUGUUGCUAUACAAUGUUCUUAUUUAUACUCUAUUGUACAAUAUGAUAAAUAAACAGUUGUUUAUUACCAGUAA